UCGUAACAAUAUUUACUUCACAUUUUAUUGUACUUUUAUUUGCUCAUUCAAUAUAGAGAGAUUACGUCUUUAAUAUUACAAUGACAGAAAAUGGGUAUGCAGAUCUAGAGAAGCAAAUGCUACUUCUUCAUGAUCAUGAAGAGAAGCACUUCAUGUCAAGUGAGAUCGUCCGAGAUGUCAUCAUCGGUGCAUCCGACGGCCUCACUGUCCCCUUUGCACUUGCGGCGGGCUUGUCGGGAGCCGACGUCUCCUCCUCCAUCAUUCUCAUUGCUGGAAUUGCUGAAGUUGCUGCCGGUGCCAUCUCCAUGGGGCUAGGAGGGUAUCUUGCAGCAAAGAGCGAAGCUGAUCACUACAUGAGAGAGCUAAAGAGAGAAGAAGAUGAAAUAGUUGCCGUUCCAGAAAUAGAGGCUGCCGAAGUUGCCGAAAUAUUGGCACAAUAUGGGGUCGAACCACAUGAAUAUGGGCCAGUUGUGAAUGCUCUAAGGAGAAACCCUCAAGCCUGGGUUGAUUUCAUGAUGAAGUUUGAACUGGGGUUAGAGAAACCAGACACAAUGAGAGCACUACAGAGUGCAUUGACAAUUGCCAUUUCUUACAUAAUGGGAGGAUUAGUGCCAUUGUUGCCGUACAUGAUCAUUCCAAUUGCUAGAGAGGCUGUAAUAGCAUCAGUUGUCUUAACUUUAGUGGCACUAAUCAUCUUUGGUUUUGCCAAAGGCUACUUCACCGGAGAUCAGCCCUUCAAGAGUGCCAUCCAAACUGCAUUCAUUGGUGCCAUUGCCUCUGCAGCUGCUUAUAGCAUUGCUAAGUUUUUCCGAGCAUAAAUUAAUAAUUAACUUAAUUAAGUAUUUAGAUAAAAGAAAUGUUUGGAGGGUAUUUAAGACUUUGAUUCUCUUAUUUGUACUGAAGUUUCAGUGAGUGGUUAAUGUAUUAAUAUCCAUCGUUUUGC
This is a messenger RNA of Morus notabilis, 943 nucleotides long. RefSeq names its product vacuolar iron transporter 1. NCBI's taxonomy places the organism in Eukaryota, Viridiplantae, Streptophyta, Magnoliopsida, Rosales, Moraceae. The transcript has 4 exons. Gene Ontology annotation, cellular component: vacuolar membrane. Gene Ontology annotation, molecular function: manganese ion transmembrane transporter activity; iron ion transmembrane transporter activity. Bases 81 to 818 code for a protein of 245 amino acids. The record is from RefSeq and is a predicted model, not a curated record. Gene Ontology annotation, biological process: intracellular manganese ion homeostasis.